AUGCCACCCCCGCCGCCGAAAAGGACGAGAUCGGGAAAUGCUGCAGUUUUCCCCGAUCCCCCAAAAGAUCACUCGAGGAAGGAACUAGUCACUGUUGCCAAAGACACCCUUGAAGUCAUUCCAUAUAUCGUGAAAUCUCUAGAAGCAAUUGGCGAAUCCCCUCGAGCUAGUGUGCUCUACGAGUAUUCUGAAGAGAGCUGUCCACGACUCGACAGGGACAGCCCUUAUUUUCCAGACCAAACGACAGAUGUUAGAGUGGUACUGGAAGAUACAUUCGAUGCUGCUCUUGCUCUUGGAAACAUGAAUCAAUACUUGGGUAGCCAAGAUCGAACUCCCGUCUGUGUUUUAAACUUUGCGAACCAGGCGCAUAUCGGAGGGGGAUUCUAUACCGGGUCUAAGGCACAGGAAGAAGACCUCUGUCGCCGAAGUACACUAAUCGAGACUCUUCAUCCUCAUUUCUACCCCAUGGACGACGAUGAGUGUAUAUACUCGCCGAGCGUCUUCGUGUUUCGAGAAAACGCCGCGAAGAACCAUAAGAUCAUGUGGACCGACCGUGUGAGCCUUCUGCCUGAAGUCAGUGUCAUUUCCAUGGCUGCAGAGCAACAUCCCAAUCUGAAUCCAGCCAAAGAUGACCACGCACAUGCAUUGUCCCGAGAAUUGAUGCAGGAUAAGAUGCGUUUGAUUCUCCGUGUAGCUGCUAACGCCUUCCACCGCAGACUAGUUCUCGGUGCCAUAGGCUGUGGAGCCUUCGGUCAUCCUUCGAGACAUGUAGCCGAGCUCUGGCUUGACGUGCUAUCAGAGGAAGAAUUUGGAGGAUGGUUUGAGACAAUCGUUUUUGCUGUCUGGGACCCUAAACUCCCUCACAAGGUCUUUUCGGAUUUCUAUGAUGUCCUUGCUGGUCAAAGCCUAUGGCAAUACCAUGAUAGUGAAGACUCGCAGAGUGAAAGCUCACUGGAUAGUCGCAGUAACGAUGAGAGUGAUGAGGAUCCGGAGGAGCUAUCGGAGUCAGGCUACAAGAGGAAGCUUCACGAAGUGGAGAGGGCGGAGCAGGAGCAAGAUGAGUCCUCGCAGGAGGAGGGGAGUUCCGAGUCGGAGGAUGAUGAUAACAGCUAG
Molecule: messenger RNA, 1113 nt
Organism: Penicillium manginii
Lineage: Eukaryota; Fungi; Ascomycota; Eurotiomycetes; Eurotiales; Aspergillaceae
Exons: 1
Coding region: 1-1113 (370 amino acids)
Source: RefSeq, a predicted model, not a curated record